AUGGAACCCAACAAACGACGCAAGCUUGCUCCCAAGGUCAACGCCACGACUCCAAGCAAGCCGCCGCCACCAACACAAUUCCCCCACGAAUCGCCUCAACAACACCAUCCAGCUCAGGAGGCUGCUCCGGCUCCUCUUUCCGAACGCCAUGACUUCGAGUCCUUUGCGCGACAUCUGCAAGAUGCUGCUAUGCUCAUCCAAAGACAGACCGAGCGUCACCCCUAUACCGAUAUCUCGGUUCUGCUACUAAGAUGGGAGGAUGAUGAAACUGUUGAUGAAGAUCUGGUUGCUCUUGAGCAGGUUCUCCAGAAGCAGUACAAAUACAGGACGGAGAAGUGGCACAUCCCCACAGUGCCGAAUCCUAGCAUAAAGCUUGGUGUUCAAAUGGCUUCCUUCCUCGAGCAUGCGAAAGCCAAUCAUUUGCUCAUUAUCUACUACGCUGGCCAUGGCUAUGUAAGCUCCGAUGGCCAGCUUUUCUGGGCCUGCAACACCAAAGAAGAUGCUGCAAAACUAAAAUGGGACGGCGUUCGUUGCCUCUUUGAGGAUGCACAGUCUGAUAUCCUGUUGUUACUCGAUACAUGCGCGGUACCCGAUCCCCCCAUGGCCGGUAGCCAUGGUGUGAAGCAAGCCAUUGCGGCUUGCGCUUCAGAUCGUAGUCCAGAUAGCUUAGAGAGGUCAUUUACCUCCAACUUGACCGAGGCUCUGCAGAAGCUUAGUAGUGGGCGGCCGUUUACGACGCAAAGACUCCACGAAGAAGUGCUAUUUCUGAAGAAACAACAGCAACUGCUUCAAACUCCUCGGCAAACCAACGGAGGCAGCUCGAAUACGCAGUCUUUUCCACAUAAUCCAGUCUUCAUACCUCUGACACCCGGAAAAGGUCAAAGUAUUGCCCUUGCGCCAAUGCCCCCAAGACCACGUACUGGUUCACAAAAUGGGCAUGACACAGAUGGACAGGGUAACCGUGAAGAACAGCUGAUCGAUCCAGAAUCCGUUGUUGACCUCAGGUUUGAAGAACCCCGGGUGCUUGUUUGCACUACCUUCGUUGGCGAUGCAAGUCCGGACAUGUCCUUUUUCUCCCAAUGGCUGCACAGCACGCCACCGUUGGGGGACAAGAUCGCGGUCGAAGGCAUGUUUCUCGGCCCACCUACUAUGUUGCUCAUUUCUAUGCCGCACUCGAUCUGGAACGUGGUACAGCACGAUAAGGUCUGCUGCUUUUUAGGGUAUAUUAGCUCCCACAACAUGAUCCACCUCUACCACAAACUAGUAGGUUCUUCCGGUGUCAAGCCAUCAGCUAGAGAAGUCGAAGAUGGUCGGAUCCUCCUUGAGGCAAGGGAUCAUGCCUUCAGUACUCCUGCCCGCGUUCGGCGAGAAGAAGGCCAUUCUUUUCACUCCCCAGCCACCAGAGAAGCGCCUAAUUCUGUCGAACGAAAAGACUACCUUCCUCAAGCUAGUCCGUCGGGUCCAGCAUAUGCCAACUCAACAGGGGGUCAUUCUAAGCCCAAAGAUGAGGUGGAAGAUUCGGCAGAGAUGCAGGAAGCCGCUGAGCAACUGAAAGCUUUGAGCCAUGUUCGCCACCCAAGCGACGAAACCACAAACAUCAACCGACCUCGUACAAUUCUUCCCGACGGAAUGCCCGAGAUCAGACCAGAGGGGGAGAACGAUGAACUCAGCAACAAUGACCCUCUGGCAACACUUCGCAACGCCAACGCAACAGUGAAGCCCCCUCGAAGGUCUCUGCCCAAACAGGACACUCGCUGCAAUCACUGUAGCCAUGCCCCUUUCAAGGAUUCCUCAUCUUUGAGAAAACACAUUGCUGCAGCCCACACUAGGCCAUUUCCAUGCGCAUUCUCGUUUGCGGGAUGCACAAGCACCUUUGGUUCGAAGAACGAAUGGAAGAGACAUAUUGCAUCACAACAUCUGUGUUUGCAAUACUAUCGUUGUUCUUCCUGUCCUCAGAGCACCGCUGAAGGGAAAGGAAACGAAUUUAAUCGCAAAGACUUGUUUACCCAGCACCUACGGCGAAUGCAUGCGCCCUUCCAAAUUAAAAGGGCACUAGCCAAGGGGGACAGCAAGCUGCAGUCUGAGUGGGACGCACACGUCAAAGAAAUGCAGGUAUCAUGCCUUGUGCAGCGUCGCUUACCUCCACAACGAUCAGCGUGUCCAAAACAAGGUUGUCAGAGUGUCUUUGAAGGUCCCUCCUCAUGGGAUGAGUGGACUGAACAUGUGGGCCGGCAUAUGGAAAAGGGAGAGGGUGGUGGCAGGCUUGGAGUAGAUGGCCUUCUAGCACAAUGGGCCUUGGAUGAAGGCAUCAUUGAGCGCAAGACAGACGGUGAAUAUCGCUUGUCAACCAGUAACGGAAUGAGUGGAGGAGGCAACAGUGGAGGCAUGCCUUCUGUUUUUGAUCAAAAAGAAUCGACCUUAACAUCGGUUUCUACACUGGAACCGUCACAACCGGAGGAAUCCUUGAUCGCGGAGACAGGCACAAAACCUCCAGAAGACAGAAUGGAGGUUGAUACCUCCGAGUAA
Messenger RNA from Fusarium venenatum, 2526 nucleotides. RefSeq lists its product as uncharacterized. Gene Ontology annotation, molecular function: DNA-binding transcription factor activity. NCBI's taxonomy places the organism in Eukaryota, Fungi, Ascomycota, Sordariomycetes, Hypocreales, Nectriaceae. The record is from RefSeq and is a predicted model, not a curated record.